Messenger RNA from Amborella trichopoda, 1546 nucleotides. RefSeq names its product myosin heavy chain-like protein. NCBI's taxonomy places the organism in Eukaryota, Viridiplantae, Streptophyta, Magnoliopsida, Amborellales, Amborellaceae. The record is from RefSeq and is a predicted model, not a curated record.
CUUUCUCCCUUCAAACAAUUUCCCUCGAGAGGGGAAGGGGGGAGAGAGGAAGAAACUGAUUGAUCGUUCUUCUGCUCCUCGUCGGCCAUGGAAGCUCAUCACGCAUCGCUGGGCCGACGAACGUUGGAGGAAAUUCGGCAAAAAAGAUUAGCGGAUAAACUGAGCAAAGCAUCGUCCAUGGAUGAUUUUCAAGCCUCAAAUCAAUCUGGAAUUUAUAGAUCUGAUUCUGGAAACCAAGGGAUUCAGUUUACAGAGGACUACGACGGUUUAUUACCUAAAGUUAAAUAUUUUGAGAGAAAGGUUGCUGAGAUGGAAGAUGAAAAUGAAAAAUUGGUUUCACAGCUUGAGAUGAGGGAUAUAGAGCGGGAUAGGUUACAAGAACACAUCGACAAUUUGGAACAAAAUGAAAUACCAUUACUGAGAAAAGCUCUUAAUGAUGUCUCUGUGGAAAAGGAUGCUGUGGCUGUAGGACGGGAAGAUCUGUUAGCUCAACUUCGAACACUUAAGAGGCGUGUAAGAGAGGCAGAAGAGGAGCAGUAUAGAGCUGAAGAAGAUGCUGCAUCCUUGAGAGCAGAGUUAAACUUACUACAGCAACAAGGUGAGAGGCAUUUUGAUAGUAGCCUCCCCUCUAUUGUGACCAUGAGGGACCAAAUACAAGCCAUGGAACAGGAAAUGGCCAAACUGAGAUUACAGUUGCAGCAAGAGUCACUCCUGAGACAACAAGAGCAGCAGAGACUGGCUGAGGAACAAGUUCAAAAGUCAGCACUUAUGGCUGAAAGGCAAGGUCUAGAAGAAAAAAUAUCAACUUUAACAAAUAAGGCUUCAGAAGACGUAGAAGAACCUGCUCGAAAACCAUUUUCACUGCAAGAUAAGGAGAGGCUUGAGAAGCAGUUGCAUGAGAUGGCUGUGAUGGUUGAGAGACUGGAGAGUAGUAGACAGAAGCUUCUAUCUGAGAUUGAUUCACAAUCUUGGGAGAUUGAGAGGCUAUUUGUGGAGAAUUCAAACCUAUCAAAUUCUUAUAUGGAUGCCACAGAGGUUGCUGCUCAGUGGGAAAACCAGGUGAAGGAUUGUUUGAAGCAAAAUGAAGAGCUUCGUGGUUUGCUGGAUAAACUAAGAAAUGAACAAGCUGGUUCGUUGUAUAUUGCUACCAAUGAAGACCAGUUAGGUUCAGAAGUCGAGCAAAAGUAUGUAACUGAAAACUUGAGAUUAAAGGGAGAACUUGCGAAGGCGCAAAGCAGAGCUGAAGCUCUAAGUGCUGAGGUCUUGCAGUUGUCAACCGAGCUGAAACAGUCAAUUCAAGCAUACAACAAUCUUACCCGCCUCUAUAGACCCAUCCUAUGGAAUAUAGAGAAUAACUUGACGAAAAUGAAGCAGGAGAGCUUUCAGACUGCCCAGUGAUAUCUAUAUAUCAAGAAUUCGAAAGAGAUGGGGUAGUAUACUGUAUGGAAAAGGCCACAUACUGUUGUUUUGUUUAUCAAAUAACACGAUUUUUAUGCAUUUAUUUAUAUAAAUUAAUAGCAAUGGUCAUUCUUCAAUUUCGGGAUAA